GAGUGUAUAUCAAUGCAUGUGGGCCAAGCGGGCGUCCAGAUAGGCAAUUCCUGCUGGGAGCUGUAUUGCCUGGAACACGGCAUCCAGCCGGACGGCACGAUGCCGUCCGACAAGGCUUCCGGAAGCAACAAUUGCUUCAACACCUUCUUCAACGAGAGCAGAUCCGGCAAAAUGGUCCCGAGAGCCGUGAUGGUCGACCUCGAGCCAACAGUAGUAGAUGAAGUACGGUCUGGAAGAUACAAGCAAUUGUACCAUCCCGAACAGCUGAUCACUGGAAAGGAGGAUGCCGCGAAUAAUUACGCUCGCGGUCACUAUUCCAUUGGAAGCGAAGUCAUCGAAUCGGUGAUGGAUCGAGUUCGCAGAUUGACCGAUCAGUGUACCGGCUUGCAAGGCUUUUUCGUCUUCCACUCGUUCGGAGGCGGCACUGGGUCGGGUUUCACUUCUUUGCUCAUGGAAAAGUUGUCCGACGAUUACGGUAGGAAGAGCAAAUUGGAAUUCGUCGUAUACCCGGCGCCGCAGGUGUCUACCGCCGUGGUGGAGCCGUACAACGCGGUGCUGACGACUCACACGACGAUCGGCCAUUCCGAUUGUGCCUUCAUGGUGGACAACGAGGCGAUCUACGACAUUUGUCGGCGGAAACUCGGCAUCGAGCGGCCGCUUUACGCGAACCUGAACCGACUGAUCAGUCAAGUGGUCUCCUCCAUCACAGCGUCUCUGCGAUUCGACGGUGCCCUGAACGUCGAUCUGACCGAGUUCCAGACGAACCUGGUGCCCUACCCCCGCAUACACUUUCCAUUGGCGACCUACGCCCCGAUGGUGUCCGUCGACAAGGCCUGGCACGAGGGCAUGUCGGUCGCGGAGAUCACCUCCGAGUGCUUCGAGCCUUCCAAUCAGAUGGUCAAGUGCGACCCCCGGGAGGGCAAAUACAUGGCUUGCUGCCUCUUGUACCGCGGCGACGUCGUGCCCAAGGACGUCAACGCCGCGAUCGCGGCCAUGAAGGGCAAAAGCUGCAUCCGCUUCGUCGACUGGUGUCCCACGGGCUUCAAAGUUGGGAUCAAUUAUCAGCCGCCCACAUCGGUGCCAGGCGGCGAUCUCGCGAAGGUCCAGCGAGCUGUUUCCAUGCUGUCUAACACAACUGCCAUUGAGGAAGCGUGGGCCAAGCUUAAUCACAAGUUCGAUCUGAUGUACAACAAACGGGCCUUCGUCCACUGGUAUGUGGGCGAAGGUAUGGAGGAGCUCGAAUUCGCGGAGGCGCGCGAGGAUCUCGCCGCGCUCGAGAGGGAUUACGAGGAAGUUGCUCUGGAAUCGCCGUCCACGCCGGACAUCACGUCGGAAUAUUGA
Dinoponera quadriceps is the source of this 1341-nucleotide messenger RNA. RefSeq names its product tubulin alpha chain-like. Gene Ontology annotation, molecular function: GTP binding; structural constituent of cytoskeleton. The record is from RefSeq and is a predicted model, not a curated record. The coding region runs from base 13 to 1341 and encodes 442 amino acids. NCBI's taxonomy places the organism in Eukaryota, Metazoa, Arthropoda, Insecta, Hymenoptera, Formicidae. Gene Ontology annotation, cellular component: cytoplasm; microtubule. Gene Ontology annotation, biological process: microtubule cytoskeleton organization; mitotic cell cycle. The transcript is spliced from 4 exons.